CCAGGACAGCCAGGACGCCCCUCGAGCCUCCACCCCUCGCCCGUCCCCUCCCUCGAUCUAACUGGAGAGGAGCGCUCUCUGGCGGGACUUUGUCGAAGGUCUGUGCACGGCUGGCGUAUACACUUGUGUACUCCUCGCGGCCCGCGAGCGCGGCCCGCCGUGCCGUCCCGUCCCCGUCAGUCGUGUACGAGCACCCAACCGAGCCACUCCGUGGAGCGCUACGCCGUGCCGUUCCGCUCGUGCCAUGGCGCCGAACUCGUUAUAGUCGUGUGUGUGCGUGUGCGUGUGUGAGUGCCAAGCUUACUUGUGCCCAUGUGUAGUGUAAUGAUGGAGGAACACCACCCGCUCAUCUACACCGAGCUGCCGGACCACCGGUUGGCCAAUGUGACGACAAUUCGCUCCUCCAAGUCGGACUACCACCGGCCGCAACCCUACCAUCUGCACCGGCUGCACCAGCCGCACCUGCAGGUGCAGCGGGUGCACUCGCCGCAGCCUCAGCUGGGUUUGGAGCUUCGAGUGCCCUCGGCGCUGGACGCGUACCACCACCUGCAACACCAGCACCACUACCACCACCUGCUGCAACAGCAGCAGCACCAGCAAGCCCACCAGCAGUUGCUCCUCCGGCAGCAGCAACAGCAGCAGCAGGUGGAGGACGAGGCGGAGCAGGAGCAGACGCAUGUCACCUGUCUGUACCCGGAGAUCCUCGCGCUCAUCUUCAGCUACCUGGACGUGAGCGGUAAGGGUCGCGCGGCGCAGGUGUGCACGGCCUGGCGCGAUGCGGCGUACCAGAAGUCGGUGUGGCGUGGUGUGGAGGCCAAGCUGCACCUCCGGCGGUCCAACCCGUCGCUCUUUCAGAGUUUGGUCUGGCGUGGCAUCAAGCGCGUCCAAGUGCUCUCCCUCAAGAAGUCCCUGCGCGAGGUGGUCGUCGGCGUGCCGGCGCUCACCUCGCUCAACCUGAGCGGCAUCUACAACGUGACGGACGUGGGGCUGUCGCACGCCUUUGUCACGGACCUGCCCACCCUGACGGAGCUCAACCUGUCGCUGUGCAAGCAGCUGACCGACACGGCCGUGGGGCGCAUCGCACAGCACGUCAAGAACCUGGAGACCCUGAGGCUGGAGGGCUGCUCGAACAUCACCAACACGGGGCUGCUGCUCAUCGCCUGGGGGCUGAAGCGGCUCCGCCGCCUCGACCUGCGGUCCUGCUGGCUCGUCUCGGACCAGGGCAUCGCCCACCUGUCGGGCCUCAACCCGGAGACGGCCGACGGCAACCUGGAGCUCGAGUACCUUGGCCUGCAAGACUGUCAGCGGCUGUCUGACGAGGCGCUGCGCCACAUGUCCACCGGCCUCAAGAAGCUCAAGAGCGUCAACCUCAGCUUUUGUGUGGGCAUUUGCGACGCGGGGCUCCGUCACCUCGCCCGCAUGCCGCAGCUCGAGUCCAUCAACCUGCGCGCCUGCGAGUACAUCACGGACACGGGGGUCUCGUACCUGGCCGAGGGCGGCGCCAAGCUGAGCCAGCUGGACGUAUCCUUCUGCGACAAGAUCACCGACUCGGCGCUGCAGCACAUCUCGCAGUCGCUGUACGGGUUGCGGUCGCUCUCCCUCAGCGCCUGCCCCGUCACCGACGACGGCAUCAAGCGCAUCGCCAGGAUGCUCGCGGACCUGGACACGCUCAACAUUGGCCAGUGCAGGCACCUCACGGACGCGGGGCUGCACACCGUGGCCGAGACCUGCAAGAACCUCAAGUACAUCGACCUGUACGGCUGCACGGGUAUCUCGCGCGCCGCCAUGGAGAGCCUCAUGAAGAUGCCGAAGCUGGCCACCAUCAACUUAGGUCUCGGACACGUGGCUGUGCGGUGACCCUGGGCGUAACCUGGCCUGGGUCGUCUGGGCUUCUCGAGUCCGCUCCGUGCGGCGGUGCGUCGCCGGUACGAGACCCAGAAUGGACUGCACAUCGAAACCGCACCCCUGGGAUCAAUCCCCUUUUCCCCAAACCAAUGUGAUAUUUUAUAUAAUGCUAUAGAUUCCUAAAGCUCAUUUAGUGAACAUGUAGACGUUUUUCAGUGUCUAAUGGAUAUUUAGUAACAAAUUAUUGAGCGUAUGUGUUUGUGUGUAUGUAUGCGUGCGUGCGUGCGUGUGUCCGAGAGUGUGUAUUGUAAGCUGGCUCAAAUCAAGUUACACAUGUGUAUGGCAUUACUUAUGGUUUUAAAACUUGUCUGAGGGACGUUUGGUCGUGCAGAGCGUAUCGCCCCGUAUUUCGGACGAGGUAAAGUUCUGGGGUAGACUGUUGUUUACCUGUGCUCUUCAUCGGGAGGGUGCAUGCCCCUUUGAAAAGAGCGUUUAAUUGUUUGUGAUAUAGGUGUUAGGUCAACAUGCACUUACUAGCCAUGAUGCUUGAUUAUACCAGCACUAGAACCAGCAAAUGUUGGUGUCAUUAUCACUGUGAUAAUGUAGUUAAUUAUGAAAUUUUAAUUGUAUGUAUUGUUUGAAUGGAGUCAGUAUGUAUUUUAUGGACUCCACAGGACACCCACUUCAGUGAUUCAUAUGGAUUAAUUAUUGUAUGCUCUUAUAUCUUCUAUUGCGCUUGUGUAUUGUUUCUUUAAUCACGCUUUAAGUAAUGCCAUCCACAGCAAUCAUUUGUUAAAUUUUACCUCUGGUUUCUUGCUUGUUGCACAGUCUAUAUCUAGAACUGAUGCCCUGUUUGUUUCCCUCCUGUAUACCUGCUUUCCCACUGUUCCUUGCAUAUGUAUGUGAUUAAUUUACCCUUCCAUUGCUAUCAGUACUGUACCAAUGUACACCUUUUCUAGUUAGCGCAAUCUAUUGUUACAUAACGUUUGGUUUUCGUUGUUUCCAUGAAAUAUGUUAAAUUGUACUGGGUCGCUGUGCCGGAAUUCCCCCUUCGCACACUUAAAUUUACUCGACUUCGAGAGCAAAAUUUUCUCCGCGUAGCCCGGAAGGUUUGGAACCCUCUUUGGCAGCUAGCUGCAAGGGAGACAGAAAUCAUCUACGAGUGUCACUUGUGGCUCGCUGCACAUAUGUAAGGCCAGCACUGGACAAUGCGCCUUGCGCUUCGCCUUGCCACGCGCAGCCAGCAUGUUCACCGGGCCCAUCUUUUUAUUUUUCUCCCUUUUUUUUGAGAUAGUGCUGUUAUCAGAUGAGAUAAGCGCCCCGCUGCAUUGGGCCCUUGAAUAUUCAACGGCGCUCGGUUGCCUCGGGACUCGGGUCCUUUAAGGGGCGCGGUGAGGGAGGGGCGGGGUGGGGGAGCGGGACGCCCCGUGGCGCGGCCAUGCGGGCGCCAGCCGCGCCCCGCUGCGAGCGCUACCCUGCGCGGAGCAGGGGCCCAACUGCAUUCGGAAUGAAAUUUUACCAACUCGUCCACUGGAAAACCCCAGUGCGCCGCCCAAGUUCUAUUGUACCGCGUGGAGGCGAGCGGGCGAGUUGCCUCCUGUAAUCCGACUGCAUGGCGCGGCGCCUCACAGCCCCGCGCAAGUAGGCAACCCGUCCGCGCGCAUGCGUGCGGUACAGUACAACUACGAAAGUGCAUGGGGGUUUUCAGCCAGUGGGUCCCGGUACGGUCGGUCGACUGUGUUUGGAGUGUGGCGAUCUUCUGUUUCGACUCUCUUUGCCAUUUUUAUUAUGAUUAUUCAAAUAUGUACUAAAACUUUGUGUUUCACCGCUGGCUGCUACUGGCUGUGUGGCAGUGUGACGCCACAGUGCUGCGCUCCCAUUUCAUUUUUGUCAGUUUGUGUUUUGCGGUUUGCUUGCUGCAAUUAGCUGUUGCGCCCCGGUGACGAAAUCCACCGAGCCUUUUCGACCUGAAGCGUGCUGGCGUGCUCCGGCGGCGUGGCGGGGAGCGAGGUGCAACCAGCGCUGGAUGUUAUCACAAUAGUUACUCAUUUAGGCCGUGCGGGUCGCACUGCGUCGCCCAUUGUUGCUUGUUUUGGCCCACCUAAAAGUCAAAAGUUUUCUGUUCGACUUCUUACUUAGUUGCUGCGUUUUCCCUUUGCGCAAAUGUUGUCGUUUUGUUAAUAUUAUAUAAUUAUUAUUUGUAGUUCGCGGAUGCCUCGUGAUAUCCGCCCCUCUUUUGCGAACUUCAAAACUGGCUGUUCUUUGCUAUUUUAUAGCUAUUGUUUAUUUCAUUUAUUUUUUUACAUUUGAGAAAUGAAUAAUUGUUAUAUUACAUUUUUGUUAUAUCAUUUGAACUUGUUGCGCGCCCAGCGAAGCCAAAUAACAGAAACUUAUUCGGGAGCAACUUGUGUUCUUGUCUCAGUUUUUAUUGUCAUUUCCAAGUGAAAAUGUUUAUAUACGUACCGAGAGACUGACGAAUGACGGUGUGUUGUGGAUGUGAGUGUAUUAUGACUGUGUGAUAUUACGCGAAUGUGUGUAUGUGUGUGUGCGUGCGUGGGAGAUCGAGAGAAAUGUUGUUUAUGUUAAGAAUGAAAUUGAUUUUUGUAAAUAUGGAGCACCAAGACUUUGGUGAGUUAUGAUGUUGUGGUGGAUGUAACAACACCUGCCAUGUCCUUGUUCAAUUUUUUAAAUUAUAGUAAACAAAUUCAAAAAUUUGGUAAAA
Molecule: messenger RNA, 4567 nt
Organism: Frankliniella occidentalis (western flower thrips)
Lineage: Eukaryota; Metazoa; Arthropoda; Insecta; Thysanoptera; Thripidae
Gene: Ppa
Product: F-box/LRR-repeat protein 14
Exons: 1
Coding region: 313-1857 (514 amino acids)
Biological process (GO): SCF-dependent proteasomal ubiquitin-dependent protein catabolic process
Cellular component (GO): SCF ubiquitin ligase complex
Molecular function (GO): protein binding
Source: RefSeq, a predicted model, not a curated record